This is a messenger RNA of Drosophila ficusphila, 1089 nucleotides long. RefSeq names its product translation initiation factor IF-2. Bases 1 to 912 code for a protein of 303 amino acids. The transcript has 2 exons. Lineage: Eukaryota; Metazoa; Arthropoda; Insecta; Diptera; Drosophilidae. The record is from RefSeq and is a predicted model, not a curated record.
AUGGCCAUGAAUCAGAGUAGCCUCCAUUGCCUGGUCGGGAUCGGGCUCCUGGUGUUCCUGCUCCUCGACCGCCUGGCCACCGGCCAGUUCAUUCCGGGCCCGCAGUCAGGCGCUCCUCGCCAGCAGAGAUCCCUCUUUGGGCCAGGUCCUCCGCCGGGCUGGAGCAGCGGCGGCCUCGGCCACGGAUGGAGCGGGCCGAGCCUCGAGUUCAGCCCCCUGCCGCCACCCUCCAGUCCGCACGUGACCAAGGACGAGCUGCUGGCCCUGCUGGCCGCCUGGAAGGAUGUGGCCGUGAAGCCGACGACGCCGGCACCGGAGCCGGAGCCCGAGCCGGAGCCCGAACCCGAGCCGGAGACCACGGCGGCCCCACCACCGGAGGACGAGGACGAGCCGGAGGCUCCGGCACCGGAGGCGCCGGCCGGACCACCGCCCGGCGUUCCCGUCACCGUCUCCCUGCCCGCCCUCGUGCCCAUCCAGCUGGCGGCCAUGUGGCAGCAGCCGGCGCCCGGAGCAGCUGCCGGCGGCCUGGGGCCACUGAAUCUCGGCGGCCUGGGCUUCGGCGGCGGCAUUGCCCUGAACAACCUCGGAGGCGGGUCGGCGGCAUCGGCGGGAGCUGCGGCUGCCGGAGGCGGGGGAUCCUCGGCCGCCGGAGCCGCGGCUGCUGCAGCACGGUCCGGAGGGGCUCGCCCUAGGGCCAGGGCAAGGAUCGGCGGACGGGCGUCGAAUGCCCAGCCCGCCAUCCGCUUCCCGGUGGCCAAUCCGCGCAGCUUCACCUCGAACAACUACGUGGCGCCCAGGCCGCGUUUCUACCGCGACGCGGAGCCAAUGCGCUUCAACGCAAUGGCCCCGCCGCCCUACCAAACGGCCAGUGUCCAGGGUCCUGUCCAGCUGGUGCCCGCCUACUGGCAAUAGUCCCUUCUCGCCUCCAAGUCUUGGAUCCGCACUGCCAACUCCCCUAAGCUAAAGCCGUACAAAGUUAUGUUUUAUAGUACUCCGCGAAUGUGUACAUAGGAUGCCGAGGCCUGUUCACAACUCGGAUUUGUUUUUUUUUUAAUAUGCCAAUAAAAUAUGUUAACAAACAAUAAACAA